UUUUUUUUUUUUUUUAAUUGUUAAAUUAGAAAUAUUUUCUCUAAAAACACCGCAUCGCGGUCCCCGAUUUGAAACACGCCACGGGAAAAAAUAAAAGCGAAACGCGCAUCGUCCAAAUUUCCAGCUGUCCUUUAUCAUCAUAUUCGGAUCUGCGUUUUUCUUCGCCGAUCGAUGCUUAUUUAGUAACGAUCGGUUCUGAUUUAUUUCUGAUCGGCGCGCGCGAGAGGCUCGUGUCCGUGCGGCGCGUCCUCCCCGGGCCGAACAACGCCACCGACCGAACAUGAACGCGAUCGUCUUCGCGAGUUUCUCCCUUUCGUGAACACAAGAUCCCCAGCUGACUCGCGCUCUUUGCUCGCUUCGAUACGCAGAGGCGCGUUUUCCAGCAAUUAACUAUAAAAGAUGAUUGAGGACUUCAGCCUGAGCAGGGGAGGCGAGCUUUCCGCUGAAGCGAACGCAGACGGAUUACGGUCUGCCAUUCGGAGGACGUUUGAAGCUGAUUGAGCUGAAACAAUGUAACGCUUCGACAGCACCGAAGUGUCAAUUAACCCGUCGUUCUGCAAUAAAAUAUUAAUUAACACAAUCGACAAAAUAUUAAGCGAGUCUAGCGCUAAUGUGUACGUAACUGAACAAAUCGCGCGGUUUGUUUCAUUAAGGCCAAGCUAAGAAAAGCGCCGUGGUCAUGCAAACCAAGCUGGACGGUCACCAAACCGGUUUUUUUCUCUCAUUAAGCGAACGGACCGGUCAAUAGCGUCCCGCAGGCGUAAAGGGGGUGUAUCUGCGUUAGUGGAUUUGCUCUAUCCCUCCAGGGACUGCCUCCCUCGCGGCCUCGCAUGAAUUCUUUACAAAGAACAUGAAUAUUUCAGGGAAUUGAUGUACGAAUGCAUUCAGAUGCAGGUUGGGAUCCAGGCUCAGUGAAAGACCUUCUGUGGUGUCUUUCAGUGGCUUUAUUAUUCAGCUGCUAUUGGACUCGGAGGCUUGUAGAGACAGAGGCUGCUGUCGCAACGCUCUUUUGGCUUCCUCAAAGACUUAUGAAAUGUGGGCUCGUUUCGUCGAGAGCUCUCAAUUUCACUUCUCCUCUUGGUUAUUUCGGUUGUUCCUUUAGCUUUUGUGCUUACGCUGGGAUUGCGCUAAUCUCUGGGACGUUUUUGAGGCACCUGACCCGUCACAGGAGGAGAUAUCAAAUGAAUCCCAAUUGAGCAUUAAAAAAACGUGACUUUGUCGUGGUUUCUUCUCGUUUGGAGCUGAGGUGUUCUUCAUUAGCAUUGAGAUUUGGACCGUCACGGACCUUCUUGUAUAGACGACGGGAUGUCAUAUGGAAGAACCCAAUAUUUUUGGCUUCCCUGAAGAAUUUCAGUGAACAGAUUUUAAAAGAGUGUUUUGAACCAAUAAACAAACCAGUUUUAAAUCAGUUAAAGUUGUUUUUAAGCUUUACCAGCAACCCAAAGCAACCGCAAUCACCCACAACACCUUAGCUUCAAAACCACUCACAUUGCUUUAAAGGAAAUCAAAAAAAACCCGAGCUAAGCCUAUUUCUGCUAUUCAUCUGCCUUAAUUUGAACUGUUUGGACACCACCAUGAUUGUUUCACGGACAUUUCUAGAAACGUCCAAAUUUGAAAGCAUUCUUGUGUGUUGAGGCUUGAUGUUGCGUUAAGCGUUUGGUCUCCAUUUCCUCCAAACCCUUGAUUCUCCUGUUCUUCUUACCAUGUCUUGUCUGGGGGGGGGUUGUGUUGGCUUCCUUCCUGCAACCCCCCACACCACAGGCACACACACACACACACACACACACACACAGCCCAAGACCAUUGUUUCCGAUCACAGCUUUGUGUGUGUUUUACAGCAUGUUGCUCAAAGAUAAAAACACACCCUCCCUCCUCUUUUAUUGUCUUGGAGGGGCAGAACGUCCCUGUCUGUCCCCUCAUUCUUAUAUCCUGCCUGGAUAUCCCAGCAACCCUGCUCUGUUUACAGGUUAACCCCCGCCGACUCCCACUUACCCUUGUGUUUUGCUUUCCAGAGGGGAAUAAAUAACUGUACUGAGAGAUUUUAUUAAAGAGCUCGUCGCGUGAACGUCUCGGGCUGAGGGGGUAAGGGGAUAUAAAGACAGGCACAGGUGUUUAGUGGGGUUAUGAAAGCGUCUCUGGUGUUUACGGCAGACCUGAUGAAGGGGUUUGUAGGGAGAUACGAGGUUGGCAAGCCAUAAAGCCUCUCUCACUUCCAAAAAAUUCUGAGAUUGCAGUUUUAGGGCCCUCAUCGAGGGCUCCGCCGAUAUUGUUAGAAACCGUUUCUGUUGUCAUGGCGCAUGCUUUAAAAGACACGAAAUCGAAAUGCUCCCUUUUAUGUAAUGCGCUUACCUGUACGCUGUGCGAACAAUUAAUCAGUGCACUUUAAUAAAAAAGGACGUCUCUGUAUUAAUCUUUCAUCAGAAUAUAUAAUAACUCGCUCCAAUAUCCGUCCUCUUCAACCACAGUGCUUGGAUUCCACACAAAGUUUCCACAAUCCAAUCAUUUGUUGUUGUUUUGAGAGUUUGGGUGGUUUUUUUUGUGUGUUUGUUGAGGACAUGACUAGACAGAUAUUCUCUCGAUAGAAAGCCCAACUUGGGGGUGUUUCAACCUCUUCAUCGGAACGAACAACCGCAGGUUGGUGACAGUGCUUUUGGGAAACGCACCCCUGACUGAAACGAAAAUACGCCACGAUGGCAUUUUUAAUGAUCACUGGAAGCAGUUUACGAUUUUUUUUCGGUCCAGCUGUUAAACGAUAAAAACAGCGACAAUCAGAAUCCAUCUUCCUUUAAAGAGCUUAAGUGUGUAAAAUAGCAGCUGACAAAACUGCUUAUGGUGAAGAGAAUGUUUAUAGAACGCUUAUAUAGUUAAUGUUAUUAUAGUUAUUGUUAAUGAACAAUUACAAUUCAGUUUAACGAUAGAGGAAUUUUACAGUGUAUUGCAUUGGGCUUUAGAGUUAACUAAGUCUCUGUAACUAAGUGUUUUUCUGUUAUUUUACCGAUUUAUAACUAUAGUUGCUUAUUAGCAUGCCUAUUAUUAACAUAUUGGCUGUUUAUUAAUCAUUAUAUCCCAACUCCUGCUUAAAAACUACUUUACAGCAAAUUAGGAGUCAACUGAGGCUAAAUUCGUGGUUAAUGGGCCUUGAAAUAAACUGACCUUUAUUUCUUACAGCGUAUUUUUAAUGUAACGUUAGCUUACAGUAAUUGUAACUGGCUUGAUACGAGAACAAUGGAAGUCUAUGCGAUGUUCAUAUGUAGUUUGAUAAGCGUGUGUACGCGGUGCCAAACGGCCGUGGCGUUCCCCCCCCGCGCGCCGCAGGUCAGGCGGAGCGCUGCAACCCUACACAAAGAAGACAAGCCGGGGCGGGCAAUCCUUCCCGUAUCGCAUAACCCGUAUCGCGUUUUCAAACCCUGUCGCGCGUUUCGCACUUCGGCAGAGGAAGCUCCCACUUCCCUUAAAACACAGCAGCUUUCGAAGAACGAGCUAUUAAACGAGACGAGCUAAAGAGAUGUUUAGCGGACCUGCAGGUGAAGGGUACGUCUCUCUCCUUCCGUCUGUCUCCCUCUCAUCGGGCGGCCUCGGGCCAACCGCCGCGUGUGCUUGUGCCGCAUGCGACAGCUGUUAGACAUUAUUAACGGCUCAAGCAGAAAAUCCAGAUUACUUGUUUUUAAUUUCUGUUUUAUUAUUGUAAUCUUUGAGAGAAAAGAGCGGAGGAAAGCAUGCAGCGCUUUGGAUGGAGGUGGAUUGCGGGGUCCUGACCUCAGGAUGAAUCUCUGAGAGCUAUCUUACUGGCAGUGGACUGAUGGGCAAUUCCUCAGCCUCCUUCAUGGGGACGUUCCUGGCCAGCAGUCUAGGCUCCCCUCCCUCACACCCACCACACCCCUCCAGACCACCGUCCUCUCCCUCCUCUCCUCCUUAUCGUGGGGGUCCUCACUCCAGCGCCUCUCAGAUCUGGUUUCCCCACUCACAUGAAGCAGUCCCAGGGUAUCCUCGCUUCUCAGGGAGUCUAGCCCACACCUUUCUUCCCAUAAGCCAUUUGGAUCACCAUGCCAACAGUGGGGUUCUUUAUGGACAGCAUCGUUUCUAUGAUACACAAAAAGAGAACUUCUAUUUAAGAAGCCUCCCGUCCCAGCCCCCACUUAUCUCAGCCAAUCACAACAUCCAGCCGAUGUCAAGGACAGGUUCAGGACAACCACAGGGCUCAUGCAGCAGGGACAGAGAUGCAGGAAGUGGGAUGAACCUACAAAAGGGUCUUAAAGAGCCUAGCUUAGAAAGAGGUGUGGUUUCAGCAGGAAAGGACAAAGACAGGCCUAGUAAUAAACAUGAUACUAAAGACCGACAUCACCACCAACUACCCCAUCAUCACUCCCAUCAACCCCAGCUCCACCCACAACAUCCAGCCACUAUGGAAGAGAUGAAUGGCAGGGGGCACAAAGCCACUCUGCCUAUGGAGUAUAAGGAACAUCCACAGAGCAUGGGAAAGCCUCUUAGUGCCUGUCUGCUCAAUGGAAAGAUGCUAAAUGGGGACCAUGGAACAGUAGCAAAAGGCUCCAUGGCUACUUGUGGUGGGGAUGGGGUGGGCAGAGGUAAUGUAGGGUCCAAUAAUGUCCAAAACAGACAUGUGGGUGGUGGCACUAAUGGGCGCUGUGGUAAAGAGGCGAUAAGUGGGGAGAUGCGGAUCAGUGAACAGCCUUCUACAGACUGUCUGGAGAGAGGUCAGACACUGCAGCAUUCUUUGUCCUACUCAGUACCUCCUCCACUGCCCAUGGCUGCUGGAGGUGGGCAUCCAAGUGGCUUCCACUGUCUGCAGCUCCAUCCUGGUCACCCCCAUCACCCACACCAAAAUCGCCACUCUCACCAUCACCCUGACUUUUUCUGCCCUCCACCGCCAGCCCCUAUGGGAAAUCCUUCCUUACAUGAUAAAGGAAUCAAUAGUGGUGGCUGCAGAGACCCCAAAGUGACUGGAGCCACAUUUAUUCCAUCUGUUAGCCACCUUGGGGAGAAAAAUGGAGGCUCCUUCCAGAUGGGCAGCUCUGAGUGCCAGGGGGUUGGGGGCGGAGGGAAUAGUGUCAAGGACAAGGCCAUGGAAAAGACUGGCAAUGGGGGGCAUCAUGGUAACUGGCCCAGGAAACAACAGCAUCAACCUCCGACCCAGCAGCAGCAUCCCUACAGAAAAGCUGAAAAAGGCCCUGACUGGAUGCACAACCACAACCACCACCAUCAUCUACAGCAACAACAGCAGCAGCAGCAGCAGCAGCAGCAGCAGCAGCAGCAAAGUCAUUCCCAGCAACACCAGACUGUGCGCUCCCGCAGUGCUGACUGCAUCAACAGUAUGGAAACAGACAUGUUCAGAUCUACUCUGACUCAAGAGACAAAGGCUGUUCAUCCUCUACCCAACCAAACCAACGCCAAUUCCCAGCCCUACAGAGACUGCUCACACUCGGGGCCUCCAACCAUUCCCUCACCUCUUGCUGGGAAGACCAUGACCCAGCACACGGGUGGAGGAGGACAUGGAAGCUGCUCCAUGCAGCGAGAUGGACAGAAGGUUGCCCGAAUUCGCCACCAACAGCACAAUAGGGCUGUCCCUGAUACCCCUGGCACAGACAUGGCCCAGGUUAAUGGGAACCAGGAGAUGAAGCGGAAGAUUGAAAUGUCUCCUUACAGCUACAACAACAAUGUGCAGCAUCACCCACAUCAGCAGACAUCAGUGCCACCUUGGGCAAUGCAACCUCAUCACAUCCACUCUGAAGAUAACCAGCACAAAGCUUACAUGGACCCUAACAGUGGAGCUGCCAAUAACAGACCGUCCACACAACAGCAGCACCAGACGGCAGGAAUGGGUCCUCCUGCUCCUCCUCCCCUUCAUCCCGCUCCUCCUCAAAAUCAGCAGGAGGUCACAGGCUCACAAGGAGAGAACAGUGCCAUGAAGAACCUUCUGAAGUAUAGCAACCAGCAGCCUCUCCUUUUGUCCCAGAAGAGCCCAUUUGGAGGGCUUGGGAACCUCAAAACAGCAGCUAAUGGCACCAGCUGCUCUAUACAAGGAGGCAAGCAGACCCUACCCUCCAGGAAAGGCCAAAGCCAUGAAAGUGAGCGAGCUGAUUGUGGUGGACAUGGCAGAGAGAUAGGAGAUGUCCCACAUGUAGAGGGGGAGGUGCGACAGCCUCCGGUAGGGAUUGCAGUUGCAGUGGCAAGACAGAGAGAACCUCCAUGCCAAGCAUCAGGCAGCCAUCCCAGCAGCCGACAGGGGCGGGUGCACUCCACCAUGAAAGGCACUCCACGCUCCAUGUAUUCUUCGGAUUCAACUGGAGAGGAGGAGAGGAAAAGGAUGAGUGUAGAACACAUGGGCCACCGCUGCCUAGAGAGAGAACGAGACGUGUAUAUCAGGGAUAACAAGGAAAGGGUGGAAUUUGCACACAUCCAUCCCUCAAACAGUUGCCAUGGUGACCUCACCUCUCACAUCAUGGUGCCAGGUGGCACUUCCAUGCAGUCCAGCCAAUUAGGAGACCCAGCUGCACAUACACACUCUGCUCACCACCACUGGAUGCCACGUACAGGAAGUCCCUCCCUCUGGAUGACGGGUCACUCCUAUGGUAUCGGCCACACAGCUCUGCAUCAGAAUCUCCCUCCUGGGUUUUCUGCAGCCAUGCCUGCUCCUCUUCAGCCAGUUCUACCCCUGCCCCAGGACCCCUCCACCCAACUAGUGGUGCUUCCUAGUGAGCCUGCCACACACCCGGCUACUCACCUUGAUGUGAUGGAGCAGCCUGGCCUGUGGCCCCCAGUCUACAGGGCCCGAGGGGCCCACUCCCACAUGCAGCAUCCUGCUGUGUAUCCUCGCUCGCAGUUUCUACGGCAACAAGAGCUUUAUGCUUUCCAGCAACACCAGCAGCUACAGCAUCAGCAACACCCCAGCCAUCACACUCCACCACCUCCAUCACACAGAGUAGCAAACAACAUAGAGCUGCAGCAGAGAGCCACAGCUGACCACAGUCAGGUGCAAAAGAAACCAGAAGAACAUACCAUGGAGCUAGAAGACAUUUUGUCUGACCCCCGGACACCUAAACCUGCUAAGUGCUAUGCCUACGGUCCAUCCAACCAGACCUCCUCACCCCCCAGGGGCUCCACUGCCCACUUGUCUCCUUGCUGCCAGUCCCCUUGUAUGCGUCCUCACCCUAAAAGCACACCCUCUACUCCCUGCCCUGCCCCAAGUCCAGUAGCUGUGACACCCCGCUCACCAGCCAUCAGCCCUUCUCCAUCACAGAUGCCCAAAACUGUUGAGUCCCAAGAAAAGAGAGUGGAAGGGCAGCCACCGCAAGACUAUCCUCAAUCUAUGGAGCCUGAUCUGCCACCUGGAUAUACCUAUCCAGAAAUCAACAUGGGAUAUAGGAAUGUCCCCUCCACUCAAGACGUACAGCUGGCAGAACCUGCUGAUCUGGAGGCUGUUCAGACUGAACCUGUUGAGCAUCCUCCUCCAGCUCUCUCCAGCUUGGGAGAGGGACUAGAAUGUCAUGCAAUGGUGAGGCCACUCCAAGAACCACAAGAGCCAACAAUGGACGUUGAUGCCACCGGUCUAGUUGAAGAACAGCCUGAGGGUGUGUUUGUGCAAGGGAAGGAUGUUGAGGCAGUCAUGGCCAUGGGCUGUUGUGAACCCAUAGAGAAUAAUCAGGAAAAAGAGCAUGAAGAGAUAAUUUGCACACCUGCUGAAGUUUCAGGCUGUGAAGCAGGACAGAUAACUACCCUAUCGUCUGAGGAAGUAAUCCAUCAAGAAGAACCGAUUACUGCCUUUGAGGAAGAAGCGGGUGAAGAUAUACCUCCUCAAGAGAGUGAAGUUAUCGACACACUGAAAAAUCCAAUACCACAACCAUGUGUUUCUGAUUGUUCAGUCAGCCAGCUGCCAAACACCACUGCCCAAACAGAUGUUGCAGUGGUUGUUGAAGAAGAUGAAGAGAAAAACUAUGUGAAGGUUUCAUCUCCAACAAUGAAUAGCAGUUCCCAGAGUCUCACUGCAAGUUACUGGAGUUUGGAGCUCCUGAUUGCAGCAGCGUUCUGUGGGGACUGUCCUCCUCCCUCUCCACCCUCCCCUUACCAAUCCCAAAGAUACUGUGGCCCACUCAACUCUGCCUAUCAUGGCAUGGAAUUGCUAAGUGAGCUGGCUGAUCUGGAACUGCAACGUUUUCACCAAAGUUGCGGUAAAACUCAAGAAGAAGAUCAAUGGAUUUUUGACCUGCAGAGUCUUGCUACUUUGGCAGCAGCUCGUGCCCUUGAAUUGGACUCACAGGAAAGCAUCACCACAGAUGCUGAGCAGCAGUUUCCUGCUCGAAAAACUAUCAACUUGCGCAGAAAAUGCAGCUGGACACCUCGCCAUGAACCGGUUUGCCCAGUGAAAGGUACCAUGGACAGUAUGGAUGGGCAGGAGCUGGCUAUGCGAGUGAGGUUAGCAGAGUUGCAACAGCGUUACAAAGAGAAGCAGAAGGAACUUGCUAAACUCCAGAGGAAGCAUGAUCACCAGAAAGAGGAGACUCCUCGCAGUCCAGCACGUCGUGGACCUGGUAGACCGCGCAAACGCAAAUCAGUCCCUGGUCUUAGCUCCGGGGCCCUUAAUGAACCCCAGAAAAAAGUAAAAUUGGUGGGGGCGGGGCUAAGUCCACUAGCAGAAGAGCAACGGGGUGGGGGUGAAUCGCAGAAAAAAAAGGAAAAAUUGUCCAGCCGAGGAUUUGGACGCCUUAGCUCUACACAGAUGAAGUCACAAUGUUAUCGGAAGAACAGCACACUUGAUCAACAAAUAACUCAACUCAAGCAGAAGGUCUCAGGUGGACGACAUUCAUCUGGAGCUGUGUCAAGAGACCCUGAGUUUUCCUCAGCAUCUAAGAGUCUAUACUCUGGCCAUAAUAACUCCAAAAGAGAUUCCACACAACUCACCAAUGAGUCUGAGAGCCUGAGCGAUACAGCCACGAGUGGGGACAGCAGGACACAGGAGUGCUGGAAGAGGCAUGAUCCAGUGGCAGUUAAAAAGGAAAGGAAGAAAAGUCUUGGAUCAGCAGCUUGUUUGCAGCAGCCAGGGGCAAGGAUCACGCAGGGCAGGGGACAGGAAGUGGACGAGGACGGGGAGACGUCCCCCCCUGAGAGCGAGUCCUCUGAGCAAGACGAAGAUGAAGAGGAAGGCAGUUAUGCCAGUGAGGAAGGCCAAGACAUCAAAGCACCGACGUUUAGAGAUCUGCCAUUCAGUCCGACUAUUACAGGCCCCUCCACUUUCUCUGUUGUCAAACUGGAAGCCAAUCAGAAGGCGAAAAUUAAGCGGGAACGGCAAGAACUUUAUGGAUCUCAGUUUCGGGCUAUAACAGAUGGGGACGUGAAAGUAAAACGACGACCCCCCUGUAGAUCCGUCCCCAUGACUGUCUCCAAACCACCAGGAGUUAGAAGGCGCCCAGGGAGACCCAGACUGCAGGACAAACGCUGGCCUGGGAUCACAGGCAGGCCGGGUCAUUACAGAAAGAGUAGCAGUCUUCUCUCAUUUCCCAGCAGCAGCAACAGCGAGAGGCUCAAGAGAGCCACUCGGAAGAGCUCCAUGCUAAGAGCCACGAGGAGAACUUACUGGUCGACCGAGGCCCAGUCUCAAGACAGUGAUGAUAACGGCAGCACUCGGAGAACCAGACUUCGAGAGCGAUUCAGUGUCUGUGCUGCUCCUGUGGUUCAGUCGAAAGGUCGAGCGGUCAGCCGUCUGAUGGAGAGUUUUGCAGCAGAUGAAGGCUUCCACCUGGGUGAGGACAGUAGCUUCUCAGAGGAGGAUGAGAGAAAGGUGUCUUCGAAUAGCAGAAGUGUUCCAGCUCCUCCGAACUGUGUUCUGACCAAAGAGCUCCUGACAGAUGGACUCAAAGUUCUGAUUUCCAAAGAAGAUGAACUACUGUAUGCUGCUCGUGUGCAACCCCUGGAAUCGCCUGAUGUCUACAGUAUUGUUAUCGAUGGGGAGAGAGGAAACCGACCCAGAAUCUACUCCCUGGAGCAACUCUUGCAGGAAGCCGUACUGGAUGUACGCCCUGACACUGAGGCUGUGCUAAAAGAAGGGACUAGAGUGUGUGCUUACUGGAGUGAGCGCUCACGUUGUCUUUACCCGGGAUAUGUGCAAAGAGGAGGCGAUGAAACUAAACCUGGUGGAGUUAUGGUGGAGUUUGAUGAUGGAGAUAGAGGGUGGAUCUCUUUCUCCAAUAUUCGCUUUCUUCCUCCCGGUUACCAAAUCCAGUGUGCUGAUUUGAGUCCUGGACACAUGUCUGAGGGGCAGCUUGACAAAAAUGGCUCCAUGCAAGAAAACAAGACUCUGAGUGAAAGGACAGCAAGAACGGACAGAUUCAAAGCUCAGGAGAAGCCUGUCAGAAGACCAGGGAGGCCUAAAGGUUCAGGGCUAAAGAAGUCUCUCUCAGACAGUGUAGCCAAGAGCUCAGCACCUGCUGUUACAUGGCCAUCGGUGGCUGCACCCAGGAAGAGAAUGUCUGUUAACUUUUUUCAACUGAAUGGCUUAGCCUCGAAGAAGGCCUUGAAAGGCAGGGUGGCGGAAACAUCUUCUCGACCUUCAUCCUCCAUGACGACACCAACCAAAGGCCUCUUUAGCAGUAGCUCCUUUGAGGUUGACUCCUUCAGCAGCAUAGCUAAUGGGUAUUCAUCCUUUGGAAGCCAGACAUCUGGGAUUUCACUGGAGGGCAAGAAUAGUUCUUAUGGUCAAAAGAAGAGAACCGAGGAGCCAGCACCACCUCGGGGCAAGAAAGCAGAAUUUUUAGUCAAAUUGGACCACGAAGGAGUUACAUCUCCAAAGACUAAAAACAGUAAGGCUCUCCUGUUGCUGGGGGCCUCAGGAUUUGGCUCCAAUGGGGUGGGUGGUUUGCCCAGGGCAGAGGCUUACUCACACCCAGUUCUACUGGUCAAGGACAACAGAAAAGGAGACGGCUCCCGAGCAGAGCUUCUUUUGAAAGGGACAGCAGUCCAGAGGAAGCCCUCACCAUCAAUGCGCAUGAGCGAGUAUGGAGACUUGAACCUUGGCUGCCACAGGGACUGCCACAGCUCUUACUCAGACAUGGAUGAGGAAGAGGAAGAAGUAGAAAGGAGGUCGGGCCGUGCUGCACUUGCUCCAGCCUCUGGAGGUUUGAGAACAGCCGGUCGUUUUCUCUCACGCAUCUCAGUCUCCUCAUCUUCCUCAGGUUCAUCCAGCUCUUCCAGCUCAGGCUCUCUCUCGAGUUCCAGUCUGUGCUCUUCUGAAAAUGACUCAUCUUACAGCUCGGAGGACGAGGAAAGCUCCACACUGUUGCUCCAAAGCUGCUUGACCCCCCACCAUUCUUUGCUCCAGACCCCUGAACCCCCCGUGGGACCCCCACGGCACUCCUUUGUGGCCAAAGCUGUGGCAGUGUCCAGUGCCAAAGGUGGGCAUAGCAACCACAGUACUAACAGCAAGCCACAAAAGAGGAAAGAGUAUUCCAAUUCGCUCUCCAAAACCUCUAAAGAUCUGGUUAAGAGGCAACGGCUUCUUUCAGACCAGACCAAACCCAGAGUGUCAUCCAUCCUGCCAUCUAGACAGCUGUGGAGGUGGUCAGGAAACCCCACGCAACGGCGUGGACUGAAGGGAAAGGCCCGGAAGCUUUUCUACAAGGCCAUAGUGCGUGGCAAGGACGUGGUGCGGGUAGGAGACUGCGCUGUGUUCCUUUCGACUGGGCAGCCUCAUCUGCCAUUAAUCGGCCGCAUUGAGAGUUUCUGGGAAUCAUGGCAGAGCAGCAUGGUCGUGAAGGUCCAGUGGUUCUACCACCCCGAGGAGACAAAGCUAGGCAAGAGACAUCGUGAUGGCAAGCAUGCUUUGUACCAGUCUUGCCAUGAAGAUGAAAACGACGUCCAGACAAUCUCUCAUAAGUGUCAGGUGGUCACACGGGAGGAAUACGAGCGUUUGACCCACAACAGGAAGUCUGAUGGGAGCUAUCAUGACCUGUACUACCUGGCCGGCACUUACGACCCCACCAGUGGCCAGCUACUCACUGCAGACGGGAUGUCCAUACUUUGUUAGCACUGGACUUGCAUGCCUGCGUAUACUACUGAGUUGUCUUUGGUCCAAGUCAGAGAUGUUGCACUGCAAAUAAAAGGCUGGACUCUCUGAGGAGCAGGAAAUAGAGUACCACCCUCAUACCUACAAACUCGGCCUACUCUGGGGAGAUAUGCGCAUGCUCCUCCUAGCGAUACCUUACAGUACAGUAGAUGCAGUUUGUCCAUGGUCCUAAUUCUCUUCAGAGGUUUUCUAAUGGACAUCUUGUGGAUCUAAUUUUGUAUGAACCAUUACCUGAUCUUAGAUCACCAAAGCAAAACUCUUGGUUUGGAGAACAUGGCGGAUGUUUAUGAAGACUUGAGCCGUGUUGUAGGCAGUGGCGGUGUGGAGUGAUCUCCGCACGUUACUUUCAUGAUUCCAGGGAUAUUUAAGUACGUAUAGAUCUAAAUAUAUAUUAAGUUCAUUUAUGUAUAUAUAGGGAAAUAUUUCCUAUCAAGCCAUACACUUCAGUACCUCUUAACAUGUCUUUUUAUUCAGGUGUAUAUUGUACAGGACAGGUUGCUGGUGUUUUUUUGUGUGUGUGUGUUUUCUUUGUUGUUGUCUAUAUGUAAAUAUUCUAAGCUAUUUUAUAUAAGUGUAAUGUACAGAGGCUUAUCUUA
Messenger RNA from Puntigrus tetrazona (Sumatra barb), 12666 nucleotides. RefSeq names its product BAH and coiled-coil domain-containing protein 1. NCBI's taxonomy places the organism in Eukaryota, Metazoa, Chordata, Actinopteri, Cypriniformes, Cyprinidae. Gene Ontology annotation, molecular function: chromatin binding. The coding region runs from base 3800 to 12031 and encodes 2743 amino acids. The transcript is spliced from 30 exons. The record is from RefSeq and is a predicted model, not a curated record.